Gracilinanus agilis (Agile Gracile Mouse Opossum) is the source of this 1886-nucleotide messenger RNA. It is a transcript of the gene GFRA2, whose product is annotated as GDNF family receptor alpha 2. Gene Ontology annotation, cellular component: signaling receptor complex; external side of plasma membrane. NCBI's taxonomy places the organism in Eukaryota, Metazoa, Chordata, Mammalia, Didelphimorphia, Didelphidae. The record is from RefSeq and is a predicted model, not a curated record. Gene Ontology annotation, molecular function: signaling receptor activity. The coding region runs from base 1 to 1395 and encodes 464 amino acids. The transcript is spliced from 9 exons. Gene Ontology annotation, biological process: nervous system development.
AUGAUCUUAGCAAACACCUUUUGCAUCUUCUUCUUUUUGGACGAGUCCCUGCGCUCCCUGGCCAGCCCCUCCUCCCUGCAGGGCUCAGAGCUCCACGGCUGGCGGCCCCCCGUGGACUGUGUCCGGGCAAAUGAGCUGUGUGCAGCUGAGUCCAACUGCAGCUCCAGGUACCGCACCCUGCGGCAGUGCCUGGCUGGCCGGGACCGGAACACCAUGCUCGCCAACAAGGAGUGCCAGGCGGCCCUGGAAGUGCUGCAGGAAAGUCCCUUGUACGAUUGUCGGUGCAAGCGGGGCAUGAAGAAGGAGCUACAGUGUUUACAGAUUUAUUGGAGCAUCCACUUGGGGCUUACAGAGGGAGAGGAAUUUUACGAAGCCUCGCCCUAUGAGCCCAUCACCUCUCGCCUCUCAGAUAUCUUCAGGCUUGCUUCAAUCUUCUCAGGGACAGGGGCAGAUCCGGCCAUGAGCGUCAAGAACAACCACUGCCUGGAUGCCGCCAAGGCCUGCAACCUGAAUGAGAACUGCAAGAGGCUGCGGUCAGCCUACAUCUCCACCUGCAACCGGGAGGUCUCGAACUUUGAACGCUGCAACCGUCGCAAGUGCCACAAGGCUCUGCGCCAGUUCUUCGACAGGGUGCCCAGUGAGUACACCUACCGCAUGCUCUUCUGCUCCUGCCGUGACCAGGCCUGUGCCGAGCGCCGCCGGCAGACCAUCCUCCCCGUCUGCUCCUAUGAGGACAAGGAGAAGCCCAACUGCUUGGAACUGCGGAACGUGUGCCGGACCGACCACCUGUGCCGAUCCCGGCUGGCAGACUUCCAUGCCAAUUGUCGUGUCUCUUACCAGACAAUGACCAGCUGCCCUUCAGACAACUACCAGGCAUGUCUGGGCUCCUAUGCAGGCAUGAUUGGGUUUGAUAUGACACCAAACUACGUGGACUCCAAUCCCACUAGCAUUGUGGUGUCUCCUUGGUGCAGUUGCCGGGGGAGUGGGAACAUGGAAGAAGAGUGUGAAAAAUUCCUGAAGGACUUCACAGAGAACCCAUGUCUCCGAAAUGCCAUCCAGGCUUUUGGCAAUGGCACAGAUGUGAAUGUGUCUCCCAAGAAUCCCCUGUUCCAUGCCACUCAGCCUCCAAGGAUGGAAAAGACCCCAUCUUUGCCAGAUGAUCUCAGUGACAGCACUAGUCUGGGGACUAGCGUCAUUACCACUUGUACAUCUAUCCAGGAGCAGGGACUGAAACUCAACAAGUCCAAAGAGCUGAGCAUGUGCUUCACAGAGCUUACCACGAACAUCAUUCCAGGAUCCAAUUUUGUGGGAUCUCCUGACUCAGUUGAUGGCCGGCCCAGACCUGUGAUCACCCUGACUGCAGUCACCUUCCUGUUGCUGACCCUGGCAUUAUAGGUGAUAGAGAGGAUCAUAUCUGAAGAUUUUUAAAAGCUACAAAACAUAGCAUACAUACAUGUGCAUACACACACACAUACAUAAAAGAACCUGCCUGACAAAGUGGAAACAGACAAGCGUACAGACAGACACACACCUACACACUUUCCUUGCAAAAAGAAAAAAAAAAUCACCUUUUCUCUGAACUCAUCUCCUCUCAGCUUUCUGCUCUGGAGAAUUUUUUUCUAAAGCAAACAGAUAAAGCAGGUGAUUGGCCCGAGAGCUGGCACUGGAUGCCCACUGGCAUGGGGAACCCAGUGCUGGGAGAGGGCAAUCAGUUCUCAAAAUGCCUCAGUGUUUUCUCGCUCCCUCCCUUUGUGGAAACAAGAGACAAAGGUGAAAUACUAUGAAGCACUUGACUCUGGAAGGACCCAAAGCUGUGACCAGAAGAGGCUGGUGGGAGAUGUGCUCCUGGUACAUUUCUACCUUUGGAACUUGACCAUGGGACCAAA